Messenger RNA from Musa acuminata subsp. malaccensis (wild Malaysian banana), 816 nucleotides. RefSeq names its product protein translation factor SUI1 homolog 2. Lineage: Eukaryota; Viridiplantae; Streptophyta; Magnoliopsida; Zingiberales; Musaceae. Gene Ontology annotation, biological process: translational initiation. The record is from RefSeq and is a predicted model, not a curated record. Gene Ontology annotation, molecular function: RNA binding; translation initiation factor activity.
GCCGCGGAAUCGAUUUCCGUGGUCAAUAUUAUUAUAUAAAAAAAUCGAAUAAUGUGAUCCAUAAAUAAUAGAGAAGGGGGCGAAUGAGUAGCCACAAAAUCUUCUUCUUCUGCUUGUGAUUGCAGCGACAGGCGUGUUCAAUAACCUCUGCGAGGUUUGAUCAAAGCCAGUUAGUUUUUGUUCGGUCAUUCUCUAACCAGUUCCAGUGUUCAUGUCUGAUCUCGACGCCCAGAUCCCAACUGCUUUUGAUCCUUUUGCUGAUGCGAAUGCUGACGACUCUGAUGCUGGAACAAAGGAGUAUGUGCAUAUUCGUAUACAGCAGCGGAACGGCCGGAAGAGUCUGACCACAGUGCAAGGAUUGAAGAAAGAGUUCAGCUACAACAAGAUCUUGAAGGAUCUGAAGAAGGAAUUCUGCUGUAAUGGUACUGUGGUCCAGGACCCCGAGUUGGGCCAGGUCAUUCAACUUCAAGGCGACCAGCGGAAGAACGUUUCCAAUUUCUUAGUUCAGGCAGGGAUUGUGAAGAAAGAAAACAUUAAAAUUCAUGGUUUCUAAGUAGCUGCACACCGGGCUCAAUAGCUUUCCAUCAAGACAUACAUAUAGCUUGUUUCUUGUUGCAUGCAUUAAGACUGCUGUAACCAUAGGAGCCCAUCCCCGGAUGGCUCUGGGCUCAUCUAUAUAAACCUAUUUGUCUUAAGAGCAUAUUAUGUUUGGAUUGUGAAGAAAGAACACAUUAAAAUUGAUGGUUUGUAAGUAGCUACAUACUGUGUGCUCAACAGCUUUCCAUCACGACAUACCCAUCAUAUAGCUUGUUUCUU